Messenger RNA from Carassius auratus (goldfish), 2284 nucleotides. RefSeq names its product transmembrane protein 26-like. The transcript has 6 exons. The record is from RefSeq and is a predicted model, not a curated record. NCBI's taxonomy places the organism in Eukaryota, Metazoa, Chordata, Actinopteri, Cypriniformes, Cyprinidae. Bases 212 to 1183 code for a protein of 323 amino acids.
GAUAUACAAUAAACGUACGUUUAAAUGGCACUAUCUUGUAUAUACGAUCUUCCAGGCUUCAUCCAGCUGUGUCUUCAGAACAAACAUUUGACCACUGUGAGUGAUUUCACACACUGACGCUGGUGGGAGGAUUCAACACAAACUGGGCACUCAACGGGGCUCUACAAGCGCACUCUCCACCGCACAAUCCCGGGACACCUUCGCCUUCACCAUGAUUUUAGUUAAAUUCGUGUGCGCGAUCAUAACUAGGUCGUUAUUCAUUUUGGUCUCUCUAAUCGGCGUCUGGAGAGUAAAAACGGUGAAAAAUAACAACAUGUACUGGUUACUGACUAUUCUUUACCUCCCUUUGGUCGUGGAGAUGAUCUUCACUUUAAAACGAAGGAAAGGGAAAGACUACAAAUGGUUUUCUCCAGCAAUCCUGCUCUUCCUCAUCAGCAUUAUUCCGUCCAUAUGGAUUCUAGAGUUACAUCAUCAGGAGAACAAAGCCAGUGACCCGCAGUGUAGGAAACUGGACUCUUGGGACAAUGUCAAGAGCAUAUUGCCUUCAAACAACACAAUGGGUAACGAAACACUAAAGCACUUGGAGCGCAUGCUCACCUCGGUGUGUGCGAAUGACUGGAUCCUUGGUCUUCAUCAGGUUCUGCUGAUUCUUCUCAUCAUUGGAAAGUGGCUCCUCCCAUUAGGAGGAGUGACGCGUGACGAGCUGUCUCAGCUUUUACUCAUCUUUGUUGGCACGGCGGCAGACAUUCUCGAAUUUACCAGUGAAACACUCUCUGAUGUCAAGGAGAACAGCCAUCAGCUGGUGUAUAUAAUCUUGGCAGUGUGGACAUGGAGUAUGUUGCAGUUUCCUCUUCACCUGGCAGUUGUGACAUCCCGGCCACAGAACUCAGAUGAGCCUGAUGGUGGAAACGGCUGUUGUAACAUUGUCUUUUUAAGACACAGUACAGACAUUUGGAACAUCGUGGAGAGUUUGUUUAUCCAGGAUGGGCCCUUUCUUGUGGUACGUCUCAUUGUGAUGAUAUACUUUGAUGUGUUCCAUCAGAUGUUGGUCUUCUUUGCUAUUAAGAACUUUCUAGUGGUCAUCCUCAACCUCUACAGACUGAUAGUUAUCUGUCAAGUCUUUAAACCACCACCACAAUCAUCACCACCACCACCAUCAUCAUCUACCUCUCCCCCAGUAUGAAGGAAGGAAAGAAAAGAAAUGUAAUGUAAUGUCUUUAAUAGAAAUACGUUUUAUUGUAUGCCCAACUGUGCCAGAUGGUUUGCUUGAAAUCGAGGUAUGGAGACUCCCAGGGGGCAGCAGGGGAGUGCUAGUAUUAAUAAGAUACUGUUAGAAUAUUUAUUGAUAUUUUAAUUAGUUUCUGUUUUUAUAUUUACCAUCAUUUUGGUUAUUUUAUAAUUUUUAUUAGUUAUUGCUUAUAUAAUUAGUUAAUUAUCCAUUUAUGUAUGUGUGUGUGUGUGUGUGUGUGUGUGUGUAUAUAUAUAUGUAGUUAGUUAUUCAUUUUUAAUGUAGUUUUAAAUGAGAAAUGUUGCAACGACAACUAGCUGAAGUAAAAUAAAUUCUGUGGGGUCAGUGGAAAAGUUUAUAAAUAAAAUAACUGAUUAAAAAAUAAUUUAAAUAAAUAAAUAACACAUCUAACAGUAUACAGUGCUAUUUUAUAACAUAAUUAAAAAAAAAUCUUUAUUUUCCAAAUAAACUUUUACAUAUAUUUAUAAUAUUAAUUAUAUGUUAAAAACGUAUACAUUUUAGGAUGGGGGCCCUCACAUCAGGACGAUCAUAUUUGUGGGUCUGUGGCAUCUAAAAAAUUGAAAACCCCUGUCGUAUACUGCUUAAAAACACAUUUAUGGGUGACAGCAGUUUUAGAAAUGUAUUUUGAAUAUGUUAUACACAACCAAACUAGGACCAAUAGUAGAUUUAUUAAACUUUUUUUUUAUGGUUGACAAUGUUUGUAUACCAGACACUGUGGUGAAGCAAGAUUUUCGGACUCACAAGCUGUAAGAGAACUUCUUAUGAUAUGUAAGAGGCAGAUGCACAUUUAUCUAGUGUGCACGUGUUUAAAAGGGGUCUGCUUGUGCAUGAUUACUCGCAGUGUGCGUUCAGAUAUGACUCUGAUAAUCUCUGACCUGAGAACAGUCUGAGGCAAUUGGCCUGUAAGAUGAGAGAAUCUGUAGUUGCUCUACAACAGUUCCUAGUAUAUCUUUCAAAGGAGCAUGUGUUUUAACUAGAUAUUAACACAGCUGAAACCCUGUGAACCUAUUCAAAUAAAUAUUUUUUGUCUAGUUU